This is a messenger RNA of Penicillium pulvis, 1596 nucleotides long. RefSeq lists its product as uncharacterized. NCBI's taxonomy places the organism in Eukaryota, Fungi, Ascomycota, Eurotiomycetes, Eurotiales, Aspergillaceae. Bases 1 to 1596 code for a protein of 531 amino acids. The transcript has a single exon. The record is from RefSeq and is a predicted model, not a curated record.
AUGCGUCCCCACCACACCCUGCUCGCGUUAUGCUCGCUCCUGGGCCUAUCAGCCAGUUCUCCAACACCGGUACCGGCAUCCGACACAGACCCAGUCCUCAAGAAUGCCAACCACAUUUUCAACGUCAUCCACGACUCUAUGCGCCAGUGGGGAUCAUCACUUCACCACAACGGCGUCUCUUUCUUCUUGGCCACUGUCCCGGCCGGAACACAACUUUACCAUGGAACUUCCAUGUCUGUUCCUGUGAACGGUACUGAGUGGCUGGCAUUCGAACCUGAGCAUGCGCUUGUCUUUGCACGCCCGCAUGGCAACCGUGGUCCACCCCGUGAUCGAGAUGGCGACGACAAGCCCCACGAGGGACCUAACCACGACGAACUGCGUCGUCGUCUAGAGGAUGGUCCCCCACCCAUGGAGAAUGCUGAUACUGAUGCCCACGGCUACCUCCACACUUAUGCCGCAGCUAAGAACCUUCGUCUGCUGUAUAUCGAUGGCAUGUCCGCUGGCAAGACGGAGAAGGGCACGCUCGAUUCUCAAGAUAUCCUGCUUUUCAACAAUAGUCUCGGUGACGGCGAAAGUGAAGGACCCGGGCCUCGGGGUGAGCGGGACCGCGCACUGCGUGCUUGCGAGAUGGCCGAAGACGAAUGGGCAGGUCGCAUCGAUGGUGUUCUCCGUAUGGAGGCUGGUUUCGAGGUUAUUCUUUGCUCUUUCGCACGGGAUUUGACUCCUCUGAGAAUCAUUCAGACUCAAUCUCAGGAGCGCGGAGAGAAGGGCCCCGGCGGUCGUGAUGCAGGUGGGCCAUCAAAGGGUCCUGGUGGCGGCCCUGGUGGUCCUGGUGGUCCUGGCGGUGGUCCCGGAGGACCAGACUCAUCCCGCUGGGCCCGCGCCGUUGCAUCUCGUUACGAGGGUAUCGGUGGACGCAGAGUGCACAUUGACUAUGACAACUUCGUGACUGCUCUCUCGCACGAUCUCGACCUGUUCCCCGAGAGCUUAACACUUCCUCGCUUGAACCACCUCGAGUCUUCCAAGCUGGACCCCAUCCGCAAGGAACUUACAGAGACGAUCUUGACCCAUGACGCGCGUGAGUUCUCUUGGGACUGGCAAGCUACCACUGAUAUGGUCAUCACCCGGUAUGCCGAUGAGUUGUCGUACUUCGUCUCGGAUCGGAUGGAGACGAUGGAGGAGCUGCGCGCGCAGGUUACUAUGCUUGUUGCUCCGUUUGUGGAUUACAGUGAGCGAAACAUUACUAUGGAGUCUGAGCGGUGCGCGGCGCAGUUCAUUCCUUUCCAGUACCAGGAUGCGCCUACUCUUCCUGCUCGCGCUGUGCAUGGUGUUGCGUUUAGUAUUUGCCAUACCUUGUUGGAGGCUGUUGAGGAGGAGAAUCUCGCUGCUGCCAAGGAGCUGAUUGCACAGCUUAUGAUCAAGCUUGACUGGACGGCUUGGAAGAAGUGCCGUGGAUGCCUGGAUAGUGAGAUUUGUGUGGUGCCUAUCUGGCCUAUGGGCUCGGUCGGCGAUUAUGAGAAGCCUCAGUGCAAGGAUGCUUUGAGUCCUUAUGAUCGUGAUGGAGAGAACUACUGGGGUGGUCACGGCCCUCAUUGA